AUGUACUGCGUGAGCCGCGAUGACCCCGCGAUUGAACAAGGCCCGGAUGACAUCUUGAUGGAGGAAUCAUACUAUUUCUGCAUCCAGGGCGAUGACCAGUACGCCGUUGUCCCGUCAUUUGAUGACUUCUCAUGCCCGGACCCUAGAAAUAUCCCGUCGUCAUGGGCUUCAGCUCCAGCUCACCGUUCAACGACUCUCGACAUCCGCAUCCGCAACCCCACUUGCCGCAUCACGUCCUCCGCCGAAGCUCUUGACAACGCACACAUUAUACCAAUGGCGCAUGAAGCCUGGUGGGAGCGCAACCUCAUGUUGCAGUACACGGCGCGGGCAGGGGACUCUCAAUCAACAACGUGUCCCGAUAACAUGAUCCGCCUACGAACUGAUCUUCAUCGCCUGUGGGAUAGCCACUUGUUUACUAUUGUCCCUAAAGGUGAGUGUGUUCCUCAUGCAGAACACCAACCGGAAGCUUGUCCUUAUCUCGGAAGCGGGAACGACAAGUGUGUCUUAAAUGUCAGUGCGGAUCGGUGCAGGACGCUCUUCGGUAAGGCAAGGGCUCAAAGCGGGAGCCCUAAGAAGCGAUCGCGACUGCCGGACCCCAACGACGAGGACUUUACUGGGGCUGAUUCAAAAGAGAGUGAUUGGAGCUCGGUGGACUCGGAAGACGAAGAGGGUGAUGACUGGGAGACGGAGGCGGAGAUGCGAGGCCGAUCAAGGAAGCGAGAUCGGUCUCCGAGCCCCCCCUUGGGACAAGAGGCCAAGAACUCCAGACUAAUACUCUAG
Molecule: messenger RNA, 780 nt
Organism: Ilyonectria robusta
Lineage: Eukaryota; Fungi; Ascomycota; Sordariomycetes; Hypocreales; Nectriaceae
Exons: 4
Coding region: 1-780 (259 amino acids)
Source: RefSeq, a predicted model, not a curated record